Messenger RNA from Python bivittatus (Burmese python), 3767 nucleotides. It is a transcript of the gene UHRF1, whose product is annotated as ubiquitin like with PHD and ring finger domains 1. The record is from RefSeq and is a predicted model, not a curated record. Gene Ontology annotation, biological process: protein ubiquitination; negative regulation of gene expression via chromosomal CpG island methylation. NCBI's taxonomy places the organism in Eukaryota, Metazoa, Chordata, Lepidosauria, Squamata, Pythonidae. Gene Ontology annotation, molecular function: ubiquitin protein ligase activity; protein binding.
AGAGAGAAAAGCAGCUUUUGGCGCGGCCGGAGAGUUUUUCCCGGCGUCGUUCUCCGUGAAUAGCCAGCUCUCUUCCUGCGCAGAAAGCCUCCUUUCCCCGCUGAGAUUUGCAUCGCUACGCUUCGGAGCGGACUGACUGCGGCUCUGCUUUUUUCUAUCCUGCUUUUCUAAAAAAAGGCGCCAAUCUUUGCAUCUGCACGGGGAUCCGGGAAGCAGGGAACGAAGGAUCCGUUUUGCACGAGAUACAGCCACAAUGUGGAUCCAAGUGCGCACCAUGGAUGGGAAAGAGACACAUCGAGUGGACUCCCUUUCCAAGCUAACGAAAGUGGAAGAGCUCCGGCAGAGGAUCCAUGAAGUUUUCAGGGUGGUGCCUGAUAGGCAAAGGCUCUUCUACAGAGGCAAACAGAUGGAAGAUGGUCACUCCCUUUUUGAUUACAGUGUUAACUUGAAUGACAUUGUUCAACUGUUAGUAAGACAAAGCCCUGCUCUCCUGCCCCUGGUGAACAAAGAGAAAGAUUCUGAACUUUCGGACACGGACUCUGGCUGUGGUUCAGGCCAAAGUGAAUCUGAUAAAAGCUCCAAUAAUGGGGAAGGAGCUGUGGAGAUGGAGGGGCAAUCCAGUACUGCGGUUCGGACUGACUUGGUGGACCCAGGCUUUGGAUUCUAUAAGAUUAAUGAGUUGGUAGAUGCUCGAGACACAAGCAUGGGGGCCUGGUUUGAAGCCCAAGUUGUCAAUGUGACUCGGAAAGGAAAAUCAGCAAACAAGGCAAGUGAAAGUGAUGAGGAAUCCAAUUUGGAAGAAGCUGUUCCUGAAGAGGACAUUACAUAUCAUGUGAAAUAUGAAGACUAUCCAGAGAAUGGUGUCAUCCAGUUGAACUCCAAAGAUGUGCGUGCUCGUGCCAGGACGAUUCUAAAAUGGGAAGAGUUAGAAACUGGAGAUGUUGUCAUGUUGAAUUAUAAUCCCGAUGAUCCAAAAGAGAGGGGGUUUUGGUACGAUGCUGAGAUCCUACAGAAGCGGGAAACAAGGACUUACAAAGAGUUAUAUGCCAAGAUCGUUCUUGGUGAUGGUGGAGAUACCCUGAAUGAUUGCCGAAUUGCUCUGGUGGAUGAGAUUUACAAGAUUGAAGAACCAGGCUGUGCUGUUCCUCUUACUGCAGAAAGUCCCCUAAAAAGGCAAAGUGGGCCAGUGUGCAAGCAUUGUAAAGACAACCCAAACAAAACCUGCCGGAUGUGUGCCUGCCACAUAUGUGGUGGGAAAGAAGACCCAGAAAAACAGCUAAUGUGUGAUGAGUGUGACAUGGCUUUCCACAUUUAUUGUCUUAACCCCCCUCUUAGCAGGAUACCUGAUGAUGAGGACUGGUAUUGUCCUGAAUGCCGAAAUGAUGCAAGCGAGGUGGUUUUGGCGGGCGAGAAGCUGAAGGAAAGCAAAAAGAAAUCUAAAAUGGCAUCUGCUAACUCGUCUUCUCAGCGGGAUUGGGGCAAGGGCAUGGCAUGCGUAGGCCGCACAAGGGAAUGUACCAUUGUGCCAUCCAACCAUUAUGGGCCCAUCCCUGGGGUUCCGGUGGGAACCAUGUGGAAAUUCAGAGUGCAGGUGAGUGAGUCGGGCGUCCACAGGCCUCACGUCGCAGGUAUUCAUGGCCGAAGCAACGAUGGAGCCUAUUCUCUGGUUCUGGCAGGCGGAUAUGAAGAUGAUGUAGAUCAUGGAAAUUCUUUUACUUACACGGGAAGUGGAGGCCGUGACCUUUCUGGGAACAAACGUACAGCUGAACAGUCUUGUGAUCAAAAACUUACAAAAAUGAACAGAGCUCUGGCCCUGAACUGCAGCGCUCCGAUUAAUGAUAAAGAGGGUGCUGAAGCAAAGGACUGGCGAGCCGGCAAACCAGUCCGGGUGGUACGGAAUGUGAAGGGAGGCAGAUACAGUAAAUAUGCCCCCACAGAUGGAAACCGCUACGAUGGGAUCUAUAAGGUAGUUAAAUACUGGCCUGAAACAGGGAAAUCUGGCUUCUUGGUCUGGCGCUAUAUGCUCAGGAGAGAUGAUGAGGAGCCGGCCCCUUGGACCAGAGAAGGCAAAGAGAGGAUGAAGAAGCUUGGCCUCACCAUGCAGUAUCCUGAAGGGUAUCUGGAAGCCGUUGCAAACAAAGAUAAAGAAAACAGCAAGAAAAUAGAAGUAGAAACCCCAGGACAAGGGAAGAGGAAAAGGAAAUCUGGAAAUGAAUCGGAUCUUUGUGUCUCUCCUGCUGCUACACCAAAGAAAACUAAAGUGGAGGUCUACAAACUUACACCCCAGCAGAAGGCUCUUAUUAAAGACGACGAAGCCAAUACAAAGUUGUGGAAUGAAGCACUAGAAGCCCUUAAGGAUGGACCGAAAUUCCUGAACAAAGUGGAAGAAACCUUUCUGUGCAUUUGCUGCCAGGAGGUGGUUUUUCGACCAAUCACCACGGUGUGCCAGCACAACGUAUGUAAGGAUUGCCUGGAUCGAUCUUUUCGCGCAAAAGUGUACAGCUGCCCAGCGUGCCGCUACGAUCUUGGCAAAACCUAUACAAUGGAAGUGAAUCAACCACUGCAGGAUCUUUUAAAUCAGCUCUUCCCAGGUUACGGCAACGGACGGUGAUUCUGAAAAGCACUUCUAAUUUCCGUUUGAUUUUUGUUAUGUUUUUGUCCUGCCCCUUCAAAAAACUGUUGUGAUUUUGGUGGGGUUUUAUUUAAAUAAAUACCUUUCAGAAAAACUUCUGUCUCCGUUCCCCCACCCCAAGCCCCAGAAAACUAAGGUUCAGGAACUUGCUUAUAUAUAUUUUUGGUAGCAUUUCCAUUGUCAGCUAACAUAAAUAUUGAUGAGAGCAUAGGUUGAAGGGAGCCUUAAAUUGCUUGUUAUCACGUGCUACUAAAUUGGACGGAAUUUCAGUUUGCAAAGGGGUGAAGCAUUCUCUCAUGAAACAGAAAUCCUGUAUGUAGCUUGGUUGCUAGAACAAUCUUCUGAAGCAUAUGGAUUGGGGCCAUAAGUUUGAAGUGUUUUAAUUGUUUUAAGGCAGCAUUUUUGGUGCUUGUGUGUAAUGAUGCUUUGGCUUGGGCGUCCUCCCUGGGUUGUGUUGAGGCCCCGUUGUCCCUGGUUUUAUGUGUGUGUAUUUUUUUAGAAAACAAAAGCUCUUCCUUAUCGACAGCUUGCCUUAAGAGCCUUUAUGCAAAAUGGGUACCUCUGCCUUUGCAUUUACCAGCCAGGUGCUGCUUCCUACUUUUUGUGAUGCCAUUUGGGAACAUAGAAAAGCCAUUUGGAAGGGCCUUUUAAUGGCCCUCUUUACUGAUAGAUAAGCCUGAUCUCUGGGCCAUUAAAAAUAGACUGUACUCCAAGCUGCCAGAAAAUUUUUGUUCUUGGAAUUAUAAAAUGUAAUAUUACCAUUCUAUAUCAUUAGUUUUAGAUAAUCAUCUUGCAGUCCGCAUGUGUGUUUUUUCCUGCUAAUUCUGAAUCUUCUAGUUUGGCUUAGAAUGGAAAACUAGAUAUGUAACUAGUUUUUAAAUGGAAAAUCUUGACUAUAUAUUCAAUGGUCAGUUGGUUCUCACCUCAUCAGUUCCAAAACUCUACAGUGAAUACCUCAGCAUAAAAAAAAAAACAGGGUUGCUAAUAAAUCACCCUUCACAUUGAACAGACUGGAACAAAUGUACUUGUUUUUUGCCUCUUUAUAAAUAUAUAAUUAUGUUCAGAAAAAGUAACUUUUUUAUCUUUCUGAAUUAUGCCAAUUUUGUACAAACAGAAGUUCUCAAAAUAAAAUACA